Messenger RNA from Candoia aspera, 2341 nucleotides. RefSeq names its product uridine-cytidine kinase-like 1. The record is from RefSeq and is a predicted model, not a curated record. Gene Ontology annotation, molecular function: kinase activity; ATP binding. Gene Ontology annotation, cellular component: cytoplasm. The coding region runs from base 39 to 1568 and encodes 509 amino acids. NCBI's taxonomy places the organism in Eukaryota, Metazoa, Chordata, Lepidosauria, Squamata, Candoiidae. The transcript has 14 exons.
GCGGCUGCAGGCAGAGGACUGGCGGGAGCGUGCUCGAGAUGGCGUCUGCGGACGGCGUGGUUGAGGAAGCUGUUCCGGCGGGGCGACGCAGCAGCGGGAGCAGAGGAGCCGCCCUGAACAACCUCGUCAGCCGCUUGCCGCUCACGCCAUCGCUUUCCCCCCGGAAAAGGACCACCAGCCGGUCGAAAACGGAGCCGCCGCUGCUUCGGACUAGCAAGCGCACCAUCUACACGGCUGGGCGGCCGCCCUGGUACAAUGAGACUGGCACUCCCUUCAAGGAAGCCUUUGUCAUCGGCUUGUGUGGUGGCAGUGCAUCUGGCAAGACUACAGUGGCCAACAAAAUCAUUGAAGCUCUAGAUGUGCCUUGGGUGGUGCUACUCUCCAUGGAUAGCUUCUACAAGGUGCUGAACAAAGAACAGCAGGAGCAAGCGGCCUGUAAUGAAUACAACUUUGACCAUCCUGAUGCCUUUGAUUUUGAUCUGCUCAUCAGUGUCCUACGGAAGUUGAAAGAGGGCAAGAGUGUUAAAGUUCCUGUUUACGAUUUUACCACGCAUAGCCGGCGCAAAGAGUGGAAAACUAUCUAUGGGGCUAAUGUAAUUGUGUUUGAAGGGAUCCUGUCAUUUGCCAAUAAGGAGCUUCUACAGCUCCUGGACAUGAAAGUUUUUGUGGACACAGACUCAGAUAUCCGGCUGGUGCGGCGGUUGAAACGGGACAUCAUGGAACGUGGGCGGGAUGUGGCAGGUGUCAUCAAGCAGUACAGCAAGUUUGUGAAGCCAGCCUUUGAGCAGUACAUUGAGCCUACAAUGCAGGCAGCAGACAUUGUGGUGCCUCGAGGUGGAGAGAACUUUGUGGCUCUGGACUUGAUUGUUCAGCAUGUUCAUAGCCAAUUGGAGAAGCGUGAAAUCACAGUCAGAGCAGCCUUGGCCUCUGCUCAUCAGGGACAGCCAUUGCCAACAACCUUAAGUGUCUUGGAAAGCACACCGCAGGUUCGGGGGAUGCACACUAUCAUCAGGAACAAGGACACUAGCAGGGAUGAAUUCAUAUUCUAUUCCAAGCGUCUCAUGCGGCUGCUGAUUGAACAUGCCCUUUCCUUUCUACCACUCAAGAUCACCGGAGUCUCCAUCCUGAGAGCAGGUGAGACCAUGGAGCAGGCUCUUACAGCUGUCUGCAAAGACAUCCGCCUGGGAAAGAUUCUCAUCCAAACCAACCAUGACACAGGGGAACCUGAGCUACAUUAUCUCAGGCUGCCCAAAGAGAUCAGCGAAGACUACGUCAUCCUGAUGGAUAGCACUGUGUCUACAGGGGCUGCUGCCAUGAUGGCUAUUCGGGUGCUGCUGGAUCACGACGUGCAAGAGGAUAGGAUCUUCUUACUCUCUCUGCUGAUGGCAGAGAUGGGAGUCCAUUCUGUGGCUUAUGCUUUUCCCCGUGUACGUAUCAUCACCACAGCUGUGGACAAGAGAGUCAAUGAGGAAUUCCACAUCAUCCCUGGCAUUGGUAACUUUGGAGACCGUUAUUUUGGCACCGAUGGCACCAUACCCUGGUAUGAGAAUGAUGACAUGGAUUGCUGACCUAAUCCUGCCAGGCAAGGCCUUGUUUCUUGAGUAGUGGGUGUCUCUUCUUGGUGCAACUACAGGCAUGAUGCAGUUGCCCUGGUCUCUUCUUGUCACAGCUACAAGCUCUACUAGUCUGCUCAGCAGUGGUACAAUCUUGACGGCGCUUCCUGCUGUAAUACAUCAGCUGGGAUGGAAACAUUGCUGCUGCUGCCUUCCUAUUCACAGUCCCCUUCAUAUUUAUUGGUAUUUAUUGGGGCACUUCACUGCUAGUACUGCUUGCCCAUCUUCCCAGUGCUGAUUAGCUUCAGCAGCAUAUAGUCCCCUAUCAAGGAUGCUGUAAGAGAGUAUAUCUCUGCAGAUCCACUGGAUGAUUCUUCACUGGCCUGGUGAGCUACUGUGCCCUUUUAUAUGUGUUUCUUCACUGGCUGAGGUGCAAUGCAAGCAGGCUUCUGCACUUUGGCCUGGGCUUCCUCUCUGGAAUAAUUUGUGACUUGCUGACUUAUUCAGGAUUCUGUGAUCCUGACAGCUGUAUGUAAAUUGCACUUGUCCUCCCUAAUUUGUGACUACACAGGCAUUUGGGACCAUAGUGCUGCUAGAGGCAAGUGCACUACCCUUGGAAGCCACCACUACUCUUAGGGGAAGCUGGAGCUACAUUUGCCUUCCACAAAGUCGCUGUUUGGCCUAACAUUAGGCCCCGAACCUGUAUUCCCUUGUCCUGAUCUGUUUCUCAGUACUGUACUCAGCUGACUGUUUUUUUUUUAAUGCCAUAAUAAAGAUUUACAAUGCUG